Messenger RNA from Sinocyclocheilus anshuiensis, 3501 nucleotides. Its product is annotated as phosphatidylinositol 3-kinase regulatory subunit gamma-like. NCBI's taxonomy places the organism in Eukaryota, Metazoa, Chordata, Actinopteri, Cypriniformes, Cyprinidae. Gene Ontology annotation, biological process: insulin receptor signaling pathway; phosphatidylinositol phosphate biosynthetic process. The transcript is spliced from 17 exons. Gene Ontology annotation, molecular function: protein binding; 1-phosphatidylinositol-3-kinase regulator activity. Gene Ontology annotation, cellular component: phosphatidylinositol 3-kinase complex. The coding region runs from base 726 to 2960 and encodes 744 amino acids. The record is from RefSeq and is a predicted model, not a curated record.
AUAAAGGGGAGGAAAGGAUGCGUACGAAUCCGUCAGCCGCCGUCCUGCAGUUUAAGCAGUGUGCUUGACUGUAAAGAUGAGGAUUUCUCUCAGCAGAACUUUGUUUUAGCACUCAGACUCAGAAUGGACGUUUUCUUUUUUCCUGAAUGAACUCCGUCAUACAGUUCAGUACAUGAAAUACUUUAGUUAUAAUGAUGAAAAGGCGGAAAGGGGGAUGACGUGUUUCGGAGGGGGUGUUUCGGUGGUGUGAGGAUUGCGGGCUGUGGUUGGGUAUGUCAGUGCCACGUGUCUGCGCUUGCACCUCUCUUCUCCACACAGAGGAUGUUGGACUGAGACCCUAGUGCGCCUGGUCAAAGUGGGUUAUCACGUUACACUGGGAGGAUCACAUCUUGAGAGGGAAUGUUGAGCAACCUGCUAUAAGAUGACACCAGCUGAUUUGGCAAAAUAAAUCUGUGAAGGACUUCAUUCUUUAUUUCUUUUCCGAAGCCUGAAUGAGCAUGCUGCAUUUCCUCUGUUCCAUCAUUUGGUUGAACCGCGGGUUCAAGUUGAGAAAAGUGGCCUGCUCGGCCAACACCGGUCAGGUCUAAGCUGUUGCUACCGCGCAUGCCCGUUUAUGAGCUCCGGUCAGAAGUGCUUAGCUUUUAACCAAACGUCCCACGGUACAACAUCAUUUGCACCCUCGCAACGUUUCAUCCCCAGUCCGACUGUCAGUUCAUACUCUGAAAAUGGCUGCCGAUGGCUUCCAGUACAGAUCUCUGUACUCCUACUCUAAGGACUGGGAGGAUGACAUUGACCUUGAGCCUGGUGAUGUCCUGACGGUCGACAAAGCGUCUCUGCUGUCACUGGGCAUCAAAGAGGGAGAGGAGGAGCACCCAGAAUGCAUCGGCUGGAUCUUGGGCUUUAACGAGCGAACCAAACAGAGGGGAGACUUUCCAGGAACGUACGUGCAGUAUGUGGGACCUGUGAAAAUGUCAGUGCCGUCCUGCCAGCCUCGUUCUCAGAGACCGCUUCCUGCUGUUCCCAGACCUGAGCCAACAGCCUCCUCGCAGGGAAGCAGUAAAUUAUCGUAUGUUUGGAGGCCUGGCAGUUCACCAGGCCAAUCUGGAGAGUUAUAUGUAUCAGUUGCUCCAGUGCUGGACUUGACCAAACAGUUCACACACCCGGAAACUGCUCCUUCUAAUUUUAAUAAGUUGGUCGAAGCAAUUGAGCGGACAGGUCUGGACUCUAGGACACUUUACAGGACAUCCACUGCUUCAGCUUCUGACAGACAGAGCCUCGCUGAGCUGCAGGAGUUGGACGUGGGACAGUGGGACAUUCAUGCCCUCUCGGAGGCUCUCAUUCGGUACCUGCAGGAACUUCCUGCCCCCAUCAUCCCUCCCUCUGUUUAUACAGACCUUCAGGCAGCAGUGAAGCUGGAAUCGGACGUCCCGUCCGAGAGGAGACGAGAGCAGCUGCUGCAGGUGCUGGAGAAGCCUGAAGUUCCACUGCAGAACCUCCUGACGCUGCAUUAUUUGCUCAGACACCUGGAGAAGGUCUGUCAACGCGCCGAGCAGAACGGCCUCGACAUUCACACCCUCGGCCAAAUCUUUGGCCCUCUGCUGAUCAGGGGCCCUGUGAGCGGGUCAGAGGAAGAUGAGGGGUUUCCUGCGGUUGCAGUUGAGAGACUUCUUUUGGAGAGAAUUUGGGAACAAGAGCCGACUCCUCCUGCUCUCCCUCCUAAACCAGCCAAAGCCAUGGCCUCAUCUGUGACCAAUGGAAACAACAGCUUACUGAGUGAAGCUGAAUGGUACUGGGGAGACAUUUCUAGAGAGGAGGUGAAUGAGAAGAUGAGAGACACUCCUGAUGGUACGUUCCUGGUGCGGGAUGCAUCAAGCAAAGUGCAGGGAGAGUAUACCUUGACCCUCAGGAAAGGAGGCAAUAACAAACUGAUCAAGGUUUUUCACCGCGGGGGGAAGUAUGGCUUCUCAGAGCCUCUUACUUUUCUCUCUGUGGUGGAGCUCAUCAACCACUACCGGCAUGAGUCACUGGCCCAGUACAACACCAAGCUGGACACUCGCCUGCUCCUCCCCGUGUCUAAAUAUCAGCAGGAUCAGGUAGUGAAAGAGGACAGUAUCGAGGCGGUAGGAGAGCAGCUGAAGGUUUAUCACGAGCAGUAUCAGGAGAAGAGUCGUGAAUAUGAUGUACUGUAUGAAGAAUACACACGCACAUCACAAGAGCUCCAAAUGAAACGAACUGCCAUAGAGGCCUUUAAUGAGACCAUCAAGAUCUUUGAGGAGCAGUGCGAGACCCAGGAGCGCUUCAGCAGAGAAAGCAUUGAGAAGUUUCGCAGAGAAGGCAACGACGAGAUUGAGAGAAUUCAGAGCAACUCUGAGAAGCUGAAAUCCAGAGUGACAGAGAUUCAUGACAGCAAGAGGAAGUUGGAACUGGACUUGAAGCGACAAGCUACAGACAAUCGAGAGAUAGACAAGAGGAUGAACAGCUUGAAACCAGACCUCAUACAGCUGAGGAAGCUACGGGACCAAUAUCUUGUAUGGUUGACUCAGAAAGGCACCAAACAAAGGAAGAUCAACGACUGGCUGGGUAUAAAGAACGAAUCAGAGGACUUCUAUUCUCUGUUGGAUGACGAUCAAGCACAUCACGACGAGUGCGCCUGGUACGUUGGGGACAUCAAGCGCACACAGGCGGAGGAUCUCCUGAGAGGCAAACGAGACGGCACCUUCCUCAUCAGAGAGAGCCAGACCCAGAAGGGCUCCUUCGCCUGCUCUGUAGUCGUGGAUGGAGAGAUCAAACAUUGUGUGGUUUACAAGACGGCCACCGGUUUUGGAUUUGCUGAGCCCUACAACCUUUACGGUUCCUUGAAAGACUUGGUCCUGCACUACAAACACACCUCUCUGGUCCAGCACAAUGACUCACUGAAUGUAACCCUGGCCUAUCCGGUCCUCACACAGCAGCCUAGAUGAGCACCGCCACAAGAGAUGGCCCAGGACACACAUAUAAAGCAUGAUUAAGCACAUUAUACGGAGCAAACUAUACUAACACCGAACUUUUAAGUUUAUCGUAGAAAACAGAUAAGCACAGUAUGUUAUCGUAAGUAAACAUACGGCCUUUUUUGUAAGCCCAUAGUUUUCCGUAUCAAUCAAAGUAAACUGCAGUAAUUACAGUGAGAUCACAGCUACUCUGUAUUUGUUGUCCCAACACAAGAGAGAGAAAAGCGUCACGUGAUUGGUGUUGUAGUCCUGGAUAUUUUCAUUGAGGACACGAGAUGAGGAAUUAACCGAAAGAUGCAGCUGUUGAUAAUCAAUCUUUUAGCUGUUAUGUCACUGUGUAUUUGUUUGGUAGCUCGCUUCUGCCAACCAUAUAGAUUCCUCUUUAUGUGAGUUGUCCUAUAGUAGAUGUGAAACAAACCUUUUUUUUUAUAUCAGACGUGGUCGAGGGACACUGAAGUCCUUUUAGUCCUCUUUAAAGCUAGUCGUCAUGGUCAGAAUAAAUAGCCAUCAACAA